CGAAACUCUGAUCAAUUUAAAUUUCUAUACCAGCCAACGCAUGAUGAAAUACAAAUAUGAAUUUAAAGAACCACUGCUAAGGUAGUAGUAGAAGAGGGUAGAAGGUUCGUAUUUGAUAGACGCCUCCGUCCCCCCCGCUGAGUGAGCAGACAGCACAUGCUGUAAGUAGCAAAUCACGUGAAGAACUAUGUGCGUCCCGUUGCUUAAGCUUAUCAAACGAGGAAGAUUUCAGUCGCGGCACAUAAAGAAUGCUCCACUCGUUUCGUCGCGGUUGUUUGUGUUGCACAAAAGCUUCCGAGAUAUGCUGGCGUUGUUUUCCAUCAUCGUCGUUCUCGUCACCUCUUUGCUACCUGCUCCAGCGGUCGCGCUUGCGCUCGGUUUUGGAAAGGCAGGGCUAGCGGGAACGAGAAGCGCGGAGGCGGAGGCGCAUCAACAGCACCAAGAGUCCGUGACUAAUUUCUACCGAAAUUUCCCUAGUCAUGGUUCAACAAAUGAUGCUCAAUUCAUUCCUAGUACCACUGCGGGGGGACGAGGACCCGAAGCAGCUGCAGCAGUCGCUCCGUAUGACUGCCCAGCGAAUGGGAUUUAUUUUGCGAUCGAACACGACGGCCAGGACGCGAACAAUAGUCCAAAAGCCCGUGGAUCAGCCUCUUCUGCUAGCCCAGGAACCAACAUCAACUCUGUUGGUGCUUACCUCCCACCUCUCCGACUCGCCAAAUCUGCUUUUGUCUACUCGCCCUCCGCGGGCCUGCAACACGGCGAAAGCUGGUCGGAAGAUGCGGAGCAGGCUCGCGUCGCGGCAAAGCUGACACAGAAGCGCGAAGAGCUGACCGAGGUUGGAGAGCGGAUCUGGGAAUUGGUGCGAGCCUUUUCCUCUUCGCCUGCCGCAACACCGAAUCCUCAUGAUGGUGUAGUUGUACCAGCAGUCUCGCCCCCCGCGCAGAAGGAUCCGGUGCGGUUUUUGCGCGACAAGCUGCGCAACUGGAACGCCGUUUCCGCGCAGGAACGCCAUCGGCUUGCGACGUCACUUGCUGGAGUAUUGGACGUCGAAGGGGGCGAGACCGUUUUUGAGUACACGACAAAGCUGCUCGAGACGAAAUUGCUGCUGGUUCGCGAGAUCGCACAAAUGCAAACGGAAGCCACGGAACUAUCAAGAGUUGCGCGAAAAGGUUCCAAAAAUAGAUCGUCGGUCCGACCGCGCCCGCGGAUCCGCGACCUGGGCACGCCAGUUGACCUCGAAGCGGGGUUGGGGGAUGGCGGGGGCGAGGGGAUCAUGGGGCCGACUGAUAACGCGGUAGAAGAUACGAACCUGGGUGGAACAAGGCGAGCAGAUAUCAGCACACUCUUUGAAGUUAUCGAUCCUUCUUCGACCUCUCGAUCGCGUGAAGCGCGAGCUACGCCUGCUACGACAAGUGAUAUGAAUGAGCCACGUCGAGCUGUUUUUUCGAUGCAGGAAUGCCUUGCUGAAGGCAUGAACGCGGCGCCCUUAGGAACAACGGCGAAUGAUCUUCGCGCGCACAAUGCCACAACUCGAGAAAUUUCCGCACUCGUAACACUACCGCACCAACUUCGUUCUUGCGAUUCGGGCAGAAAGCUGCGGUUAGUCGCUUCUCCAGUUUUGUGCGACAACGGUAUCAUCUACGCCGGGGGCGUUCCGCUUUACGCACUGCAGACCGGGCAGCUCUGGAACCGGAGCGGGGCUUUCGCGUUUGACCCCGCGCAGCCCUGGCCAGGUGGGCAAGGGGGCCGUGGUGGCGGGGCCUUCGAGCAAUUUUCUGUGUACCUCGAGGAGAACUACAAAGGGCAUCGGAAAAGAGUCCUGUACAUCGUGCCCUUCGGGACCGCCGCGACGGUGCGAGACACAACUUCACCUCUUGCAGCUGCGUCUCCCGUAAUUACCAACUGCCCGCGCGGAGAGUAUUUGGCACCUGCUGCGCACAAGUCGAAGACGGUGCGCUUCGUCAGCUCCCAUGACUAUGCACUGGGUGAGAAAAUAUUUGCUGCCGGGGACUACCGGGAGCUAACCGAGCUCAAUUUGCAGCGGAGUCUGAGAGACAUGCACUGGGAGCCGCACGUCGACCUCAUGCAGAUGGAAAGAACGCAGCGUCCGCUACAGGCAGUUGAUGUGGAGACAGGACAUCUUCAGCAACACAAACACUCAGCGACCGCCGAGUCCACCGUGACGCACAGCCUUUUUUGUCUCAGCCCCGGACUCAUCGGCAGUUCGUUGGAUCCAAAUUAUGUGCUGCAGCUCUUCGACAAAUCUCACGCAAAGAAGUUUUUUUUCGAACAGGAUGACCGCGUUACCGCAACACGAGCUGGUGAAGAGCUACAACUUGAAUCGUCAUCCUCUGCCCGUCAGAUGAAUUUUCGAGAGAAGUUCGAAGGUGGUGCUACUGCAGCUUCGACAGCAAAAGCCGGUAAAGACCGGCCGUCAGCAUCUCUGAUUCAAGCCGGCAUGCAGCUUAUUGGAGGUUUGAUAGGAACGCCGCGCGAUGGUGUCGAGCAUGGAGGAACGACAGCAAACCAUACCGGGCGGGCUGCCAGUCAUGAAGCAAAAGUUCUUCACAGCACGACUUUCGCUGCAUUUGCUGAGCCUUGGACCACCAGUACAGAGUUCUUCGGGGACCACCAGAGCGGAACAGGGCAGACUCCGACGGUACUAGGCCUGUCAAGUAGUAUCAACUCUUUUGAAGACGAUAUUUCCAAACUUGUCGAGGAGGGAACACCAGCACCCGCAUCUGCCCAGCAGCAUUUGGAGGUACCGCCCGGCGGCGAGGGGGGACGAAGCUUGGUCUUCAGCUCCAUACCAUCAAGCGGGGCCGCUGCUGCUGCAACUUCCAGCGGACUGCAAAGUGAAGUGCCGAGUCUUCAGCUUGCACCGAAUCUGCAGACGUACUCGCCGUCAAAACUUGCGGAAGUUCCAUUCCACAGGCUGAAGUUUGUCUCGACCGCCAUUGACCGCACCGGCCGCGGACACUUCUUUCACUACCUGUCUUGCGGUCAAGAUGUUCUUGCCCCGGAGCUUGCUGCGGCCUCGGCACGUUCCCUCGAAUGGGACGGACGAGCAGAAGACCACGACGGGGCUGUGCGACUGCAGAUUUUGCAGUAUUGUGGCCCUUCUACCGCAGGUGAACAUAUCGAGGAAGACGAAGACCUGGAUGAAAAUAAAUCCGUGAGCGCUGGUAUCGAAAAAAAGAAGGAUUUCGGCACCAGUAGCAGCCUGAUGGACCACCUCGAAAAGGGCUUGCUUCCGCGGAGCGAGUCUACCGAGAAUCUCGGGAUGCAGCAACCACGUCAGGAUUAUACUAGCAUUUCCGCGACGGAACGAGCAAACCCGGCGGGGCUGGGGCACGAACCAUUGCUGCCGCUAGAAAGAAGAAACAAGAAAGGCACGGCUCAACAUUCUCGAACAUCAGAAACUAACCAACAAAACGACGACCCGCUGGUGUUUCACUCUUCCCGGUCCUCCCCGGCCUCUCCUCGCGUGAGCCGAGGACUCGCGCUCGAAGCGCGCGAAGUGCCCCGCGCUCUGAGCGUCGGCGACCUACCCGCGCUGCGGGAUCGCGAGGCCGAGCUUGAAGCUCUGGAACUGGAGCUGGAAGCGAACGCGACCAAGCGGGAGGCACUCGCAGUGUUGGCCAAGCUGAAGAGUGUGGUCGCUGAGCAUCGGUCGCGCGCUCCCACUGAGCACUCCGACGAGUCAGAUACCGACGGGGCGGCCGUGAGUCGAACCAAUUCGGCGGGACAGCGACCGCUGCGGAAAGCGAAAAACCUCAGUCGGGACAAUUUCACUCCCUUUUCGUGGGACCGAACCACCAGUCCGGGCAGCAACAGCGCAACCUCGUCUGGCCUGACGGGACCACCCCCGCGUGCUACCCAGGGCGGUGUCGGGGUAGCACACCAGCCGCCGACGCUAGGGAGCAGCACCGGCCAGAGCAGCGUGCGGGGCUCGAGUUCCGCCGGGUCGACCCCCAGCUCCAACGCCGGCGGGGCAAAUGCUGCGCAAAUGAGCACCACCGGCGGAAUGACAGUAAUUGUUUCGCGAUUCAUGCAGACCGCUGCUACCGUGCACGGCCUGUGCUUGAUCUUGCUGGCGGUCCUGUUCCUUUCGGUCGCGAUGGCGCUACUGUGUGCGUUCGUGCUACAAGACCGCCGGGCGGGGCACAACACGCGAAAUAUCGCGAUCGUCAAGAAAGAACAGAACUACGGCCGCAGCAAACGUCACUCCUCUUCAAGUAGUAGCUCCAGCAGUUCUAGCGGUUCCGAAGAGGAAAGGGCGCGGACCAGGGCAAGUAUACAGCGGAAAUUGCUGAAGGCGGCGGCAGCCAACAGAAGGAACGCAAACACUAGAUCUGGUGCGACGACCGCCGGUGGAGGCGGGCCGUCGACAUUGAACAACAGCAAGAAGCACGGCAGUCACGAGGGACUACAGCACCACGCCGGGAGCAGCACCGGCAAACAGCGCAUGAACAACAACACUUCCACGUCCCACGGGCCGCGAAGUAACCGACCUCUUAGCUCCGGAAACAAGAAGCACGAGCGUUUCUUGUCCUCCUCGAGCAGGAAAAAUAAGAACGCGCUGUUGAUGUCGUCUCCCGUUUUCGCACCCCGUCCUGGCGCCUCCUGGUCGGCCGGGGCGCAACACAACUUCCGCAAGCAGUCGCUAACCUCUGGGCGUGAUUCGCGGGCUUCUCCUUGCACCGACGGCGGCGUCAGUGUCACCAUCGAGGAGGAACGAACAGAGAAACUACUUCAGCCCAGUCUCAGUCAGAGUAGGCAUGUAGAUGUACAACUACCUGCUGUUGAGCAGCAAAUGCGAUCCCUGGGCCGACCGGGGCACCGGGUCUCGCGGAAGGUAGUUCGCGUUUUCGGGGAAAAGCGGAAUUCCAUCGACGGGGCAAACGGCUCUUCUCUGCCGGGUGGAGCGACAACUUCGAGUAUGCGGUCAUCUCCGACCCAGAUCUUGGAGGAGUAG
Amoebophrya sp. A120 is the source of this 4978-nucleotide messenger RNA. The record is from the annotation of a GenBank genome assembly. Lineage: Eukaryota; Dinophyceae; Syndiniales; Amoebophryaceae.